CAAACUCCACCGGUUCAUGAAUGCUUUGAAAGGGGAUGAUGGAGGCAAAAUCGUUUUGUAUUUUUUUUCGGGGACGGAGAAAGUAUCAAUCGGCCUCACGGCUCCGUUCUCCUUCUACGUUGAAGACAAGCUCUCCCUCUCUCUCGCUCUCUCUCUCUCUCUCUCUCUCUCUCUCUCUGCGUGAGUUCUUCGUUAACCUCGAAUUGGAAACCCUAGCAACUCAUUUCCGGCAAUGGCGAUGGCUGCAUCUCUCGCUCCAAUCUUCUUCGCUUCAUUAUACUGCACCGGCACCGGCCCCCACGUCGCCCGCCUCCAUCGCUUCUACUCCUCCACUGCCGUUAACCGUCCACGCCGGAGUUGCGCCACGCUCUCGUCUCGCCUCGACUCGUUCACGCCAGACGACGGAGACCUCCAGGACGAGCUCCAGCACGGCUUCUUGCCGCAGCGCCGGGACGGACUGCCGGUGUUCGUGACGCUGCCGGCGGACGCCGUCUCGCCGGCGGGGAAGCUGCGGAGGCGGAAGGCGAUGGCGCAAUCGUUCCGGGCGCUGGUUGCCGCCGGAGUUGAGGGCGUGGUGAUGGAGGUGUGGUGGGGGAUGGUGGAGAAGGACGCGCCUAGGGUUUACGAUUGGAGACCAUAUCAGGAGAUAGUGGCCUUAGCGAGCAUGUUAGGACUGAAGGUUCGAGCUGUAAUGGCGUUUCAUCAGGGCGGCUCUGGACCUGAAGAUCCUCACUGGAUUCCUCUUCCUUGUUGGGUGCGUGAAGAGAUGGAUAAAGAUCCAGAUUUAGCACAUUCUGACAGAUUUGGAAGAAGGAACUUUGAAUACAUUUCGAUAGGAUGUGACCUCUUGCCUGUUUUGCGGGGACGAUCGCCACUUCUAGCAUAUGCAGAUUUCAUGAGGAGUUUUAGAGACACUUUUAAACCUUCUCUUGGUGUUGUGAUAACAGGGAUUCAAGUUGGGAUGGGCCCUGCUGGUGAAUUAAGAUAUCCUUCACACCCUUUUCAGAAGCUGGCAUGGGCUUGGCACCCUCAUGAACUUGGAGAGUUCCAGUGCUAUGAUAAGUAUAUGCUUGCAUCACUGAAUGCUUGUUCCAGUGAAAUUGAAAGGUGUGAAUGGGGAAACGGAGGUACUGUUGGUGCUGGCAACUUGAUGCACAAUCCCAAAGAAACUGAAUUUUCCAGAAGUGACAGUUAUUGGAGUACACCAUACAGUAAGUUUUUUCUUGAAUGGUACUCACGAAUGCUAAUUCUUCAUGGAGAGAGGUUAUGCAAGGAAGCGGAUACCAUCUUCUGGGGUACUGAAGUUAAUUUAUCAGCGAAAGUUGCCAGGGUACACUGGCAUUAUGGUAAAAAAUCUCAUCCAUCCGAGUUGACCGCUGGUUAUUACAAUACAUCAACUAGAGAUGGAUACCUUCCAAUUGCCCGAAUGUUUGGUAGGUAUGGGUUUACAUUGUGCUGUACGGGCUUUGACAAGCAAGAUGCAGAAGACAAACAAACAAACCCACUUGGCAGCCCAGAAGGUUUCCUUAAACAGCUUCUUCUGGCUGCCAGGAUUUGUGAGAUACCCCUGGAAGGUGAAAAUUCUCCAGGUUAUCUUGAUGAUGAAUCGUUUCAUCGGGUGCUGAAGGUGUCAAAGUUCUACUCAAAUGGUCUAGAAAGGCCAUCCUUUUCAUUCAACUUCGUGAGGAUGGACAAAAACCUUUUCCAGUACAACCACUGGAUUCGUUUUACUCGUUUCGUGAGGCAGAUGUCUGAUGCCAGUUUUGUUCGAGCCACUGUUGCCUUUGGUGGUGAUUCAUGCAUGUCCUAUGCAUCUGGCGCUUCAAAAAUUGGAAUCGCAUUUGCAUGUCACUGAAGAAGCAAUCUUAUCUGCGCUAUCAGAAGCCAGUUUUGUAUCAGCACUGCCCUCUGUUGUUGUGUAUCAGUGCCUGAUUUGGCGGCUUCUACUCUGCUGUUGUGCAAUGUGUAGUCAUCACCUUUUUAUUGUUUUUCAUUUUCCCUUCUUGUUUGAUGGGAAAAUUUUCUUUGCUGUAAUGCCUUCCCCAUAUUUUGAAAGUGGUUGGCUUUGAAUCAACAUUUGCAUCUUUCUAAUGAUGAUGGAAUAAUUUCAUCACUAAACUUACCAUACAUGCAUAGAAAUGGAAUAAAAUUGAAGGAAAUGAAAUGAAAUUCAUUA
Molecule: messenger RNA, 2176 nt
Organism: Malania oleifera
Lineage: Eukaryota; Viridiplantae; Streptophyta; Magnoliopsida; Santalales; Ximeniaceae
Product: beta-amylase 1, chloroplastic-like
Exons: 4
Coding region: 233-1855 (540 amino acids)
Biological process (GO): polysaccharide catabolic process
Molecular function (GO): beta-amylase activity
Source: RefSeq, a predicted model, not a curated record